Molecule: messenger RNA, 7726 nt
Organism: Pristis pectinata (smalltooth sawfish)
Lineage: Eukaryota; Metazoa; Chordata; Chondrichthyes; Rhinopristiformes; Pristidae
Product: multiple PDZ domain protein
Exons: 50
Coding region: 330-6473 (2047 amino acids)
Molecular function (GO): protein binding
Source: RefSeq, a predicted model, not a curated record
CUGACCUGGGAAAUACUGAAGAAUGGCACCACAUGAGAGGGAUGUGAGCUAAUUUUUUUGGACGAUGUAGUGCAAACCUUGGCUGAGGAGGUGUAAAGAAGGAGAGGUGUUUUAGAUCUACAGUGAGGCCCAUGAUCAGAAGACUGUGGAAGUCAUUUCCAGAUGUCAAGUCCUGAAGAAGUCAGUGCAGUGGCAUAAGAAAAUCAAUGAACUCUCACUGCUGCUCAAGAUCGACUCAUCAAAGACCACCUCCAAUAAUAAAGUAUUUGAUCAUGAAUGGUUUAGUAUUCUGAUUUCAGUGGUUUUCGUUUUAUCUUGGCACUGGAAACAUGUUGGAAGGCUUGGAUACCCAGCGUACUUUGCUGGCCGUGGAGCGGUUACAGGCCAAACUACGAGAAAAAGGAGAUGCAGCAAAUGAAGAGAAAUUGAGCUUAUUGAGAUCUGUGCUACAGAGCCCACUCUUCAACCAGAUUCUGAACCUGCAGAGCUCUGUGCAACAGUUGAAAGAUCAGGUGAAUGUCACACCAUCUUCUGUACGUUCAAACAUCGAUCUUUCUCAAGCAACUGGUUCAUCUGUCCCUUUGGCUUCUUCCCCGCUAAAUGAAUCGUACAUGAUUGCUCAACAGAAUGGAAAUAAGGAAGUUGAACAGGAGCUUCCAGUGCAGCCUGGUUCUCCUUAUGUUAAUGGCAGGCGGUCCAGUGAAGAGUUUGAGCAGAUUUUGAGGAAAAUGUCUCAUGGCCGUCCAGUUGAAUACAUAAAUCUAGUGAAACCUCCCUGUGGUGGUUUGGGAUUCAGUGUAGUAGGACUUAAGAGUGAACAUAAAGGAGAACUGGGGAUCUUUGUCCAGGAAAUCCAAGAGGGCAGUGUAUCUGCAAGGGAUGGCAAACUAAAGGAAGCAGACCAAAUCCUUGCUAUCAAUAGACAGCCCCUAGACCAGAGUGUCACCCAUCAACAAGCUAUUGGCAUCCUGCAGAAAGCUGCUGAUCAGGUUCAGUUGGUGAUUGCCAGGGGAUCCAUUUCACAUUUAUCCAGUCCAGUGAUUUCACGGACACCAUCAGAUGCAAGUACACUCUCGGCACAUUCUUCUACAGUCCAUUGGCAGAUUGUUGAAAGUAUAGAGUUGGUUAAUGAUGGCUCUGGUUUAGGAUUCGGAAUAGUAGGUGGAAGGACAACUGGUGUUGUUGUGAAGACCAUUUUGCCUGGAGGAGUUGCUGACCGGGAUGGACGACUUCAAAGUGGGGAUCAUAUUCUCAAAAUAGGUGAAACAGACCUGCUUGGAAUGGGUAGUGAGCAAGUGGCUCAGGUGCUGAGGCAGUGUGGAAACCGUGUCAAAUUGGUAAUUGCUAGAGGAGCUGUGGAAGACUCCUUGGCUGCUGCCCCUCAAGGACUUCCUGCACUACCAUCUGUACCUCCUGUAGCAGAAGAGCCUGAACCAGCUUUCUCCCAGCACGUUGACGGGGAAGUAUUUGAUGUGGAACUUACAAAAGAUGUUCAUGGACUAGGCAUAACCAUUGCUGGUUAUGUUGGAGACAAAAAUCAAGAGCCUUCUGGCAUCUUUGUGAAAAGCAUCACUCAAGGAAGUGCAGUUGAGCAGGAUGGAAGAAUACAUGUUGGGGACCAGAUAAUAGCUGUGGAUGGAACAAACAUUCAAGGUUUCACUAACCAGCAAGCUGUGGAGAUGCUGCGUCAUACAAGUCAAAUAGUGCAUCUAAUUUUAAUGAGGAGAGAACGCAAACCAGAGGCUUUGAUACAAUCUGAGUGUAAAGGUGAAGUGAAACUUAAGAGUGGAGAUGCUUUCACAAUAGAAGACAAACCAUCCACAGCAUUGGCUGAAGUGAAUGAAAAACCAUCAGUACUAGAGAACAGGACUUCAAAUGCUGCCACAAUAAACGAACAAGAAAUUGAAUCUGAAUCUGAAGGGUUUCAGCUCAGUUCAUCAGAAGAAGAAAGCCUUUGUGUUAAAUGGCAGGAGAUUCUCGGAACUAACUAUGAAAUUGUGGUGACGCAAGUAACAAAGUUCAGUGAAAGUAGUGGCCUGGGCAUAAGUUUGGAAGCCACAGUUGGGCAUCACUAUAUUCGUUCCAUCCUCCCUGAGGGCCCUGUGGGGCGAAAUGGAAAGCUAUUCAGUGGAGAUGAGCUGUUAGAGGUGAAUGGUAUACCACUCCUAGGUAAGAAUCACAAAGAUGUUGUGAGUAUUCUCAAGGACUUGCCUAUUAGUGUCACCAUGGUCUGCUGCCACCCGGUCCUUGAGGUCAGAAGGGAAACUGAUAUUGAUAGCAUGGUUUCCAUAGAAGAACCCCUUCAAGCAAAUGAAGAGGUAGAGUUUCUUCCUUCAUCAGUGCCUCUGGCUUGGAGUAGAGAUCAAGGGGAACCAGCUGGUAACAAAGGAUUUUUACAGAUGCAUACUGAUAAUGAAUUCACAGCAACCUCUGAGGCAGAUAACAGUGCUGUGGUUGACCUAGACAGAGAGCAGAGUUGUGUAGAUAAGCAAGGAUCUCACCUGGCUAUGUGGGAAGAUGAAAUCCAAAAUAUAGAGUUAGAGAAAGGAAGUUCUGGGCUUGGCUUCAGCAUUCUGGAUUAUCAGGAUCCAGUUGACCCUCUUCGGACAGUCAUUGUGAUUCGGUCAUUGGUACCGAGUGGUGUGGCUGAACAAGAUGGUAGACUUCUUCCAGGAGACCGACUCAUGUUUGUCAACAGCAUUAAUCUGGAGAAUGCUACUCUUGAGGAAGCCGUUCAGGCGCUGAAAGGUGCAUCAGGAGGCAAAGUUAGAAUUGGUGUAGCCAAGCCUUUGCCGCAGUUUUCUCCAGAGGAGGGGGAUGUGCCUACUAAUGAAGAAUCCAUGCUCUCCUUUUAUCAGCCUUGUGACGGUGAUGAGGAGGAGGCUGUCGAUGCUGCUGUUUUUCAUGCAGAGUUAGCAAUGGUAGAAGCAACCGAAACUGACCUUGCUGAUGAAAAGACAUUUGAGGGAGAGGACCUCCAUCAGGCCUCCACUGUGGCCAUGCAUGGCAGUGCAUGUAGUGAAGACCUCUCAGUUCCAUCAUUGUUUUACAAGGAUGUACAUGAAAGUUCAUUGGCUGAUUGCAGUGUAUCCUCCACUGAAGAGAAUGAAGAGAAGCAGAUGUCCUUAGCCAGGAGAUUUGUGAAAACCAUUACCAUUGCAAAAGGCAAUGCUAGUCUUGGGAUGACUGUGAGUUCCAGUAAGGAUGGCUCAGGAAUGAUUGUGCGUAAUAUUAUUCACGGCGGAUCCAUUAGUCGUGAUGGCCGAAUUGGGGUAGGUGACUGCAUCUUAGCAAUGAACGGGGAACCAACCACAGACCUCACCAAUGCACAGUCUCGUGCAUUGCUACGAAGGCAUUCUCUGAUUGGACCAGAUAUAAUAUCUCCCUGUGCAUCUGGUGAUGAUCAAUCCUCAUUUUAUGUUGUCACAUAUGUGCCUGCAGAAAAUCUGGUCAAAUAUAAGACCAUGAUGAGUCAACAGCUUGAAGAAGUUGCUGCAAUUGAUGGUUUAUCACUUCCACCUGUCAGUGCUGACCUGCCUGAGAGAGAGGAAGGUGAAGGAGAAGAGAGCGAGUUACAGAAUUCAUCUUACAAUAACUGGAAGCAAGCUCGGCGUGUGGAGCUGUGGCGUGAGCCAGGAAAAUCCUUGGGAAUUAGCAUUGUUGGUGGAAGAGGAAUGGGUAGUCGACUGAGUAACGGAGAGGUCAUGAGAGGAAUAUUUAUUAAACAUAUUCUGGAGGACAGCCCAGCUGGAAGAAAUGGAACAUUAAAAACUGGAGACAGGAUUGUCGAGGUAGAUGCAGUUGACUUGCGUGAUGCAAGUCAUGAACAGGCAGUUGAAGCUAUUCGGAAAGCAGGCAAUCCUGUGGUGUUUUUGGUGCAGAGUUUAAUAACCAGACCUCGGAAACAACCUUUGUCUUUCCUGCAGUCUAACCCUUUGCCUGAAUCAAGCAACAAGAGCGGCAGUACUAACCCAUUUGCUGACUCUUUUCAGACCCGCGUUAGACAGGUUUCUGCAUAUCAAGCUAGGACUUUUCCACGCCCUUUCCCAACUAACUCAUUUGCAAUCAAUCCAUUUAAGACAUCCAGCCAACCAGAUAUAGAGACUGAAAUAAUGUCGGGACUCUCAGGUUCACAGCCAUCAACACCUGAACCUGUUGAUAAAGAGGAGACCAACAAUGCUACAGCUUUACCAGGGAAUAAUGGCAUUAAGUCAGAAGAUGAGUUGGAGGAAGAUGAUGAAUUUGGUUACAGCUGGAGGAAGAUCAGACAACGCUAUGGAAGCCUGACGGGUGAGCUGCAUAUGAUUGAACUGGAAAAGGGGAAGAGUGGGCUGGGCCUCAGCCUAGCUGGCAACAAGGACCGAUCCAGAAUGAGUGUGUUUGUAGUUGGCAUUGAUGCAAAUGGAGCAGCUGGCAAAGAUGGCAGGUUACAGAUUGCAGAUGAAUUGCUGGAGAUAAAUGGGCAGUUACUGUAUGGACGUAGUCAUCAAAAUGCUUCUUCAAUAAUCAAAAGUGCACCCUCAAAAGUCAAAAUUAUUUUUAUCAGAAGCACAGAUGCAGUCAAUCAAAUGGCAGUCAGUCCUGUAAAAUCACCUGACUUCACAUCCACUCCAGGAACCCAGCAGGAGAAAGAUCCAGGUACGUCUCUGUUGCAAGCUGGAAAAAGUCCAACAUCAUUUAAGAAUACUCAGGAUGUUCAACUUACUAAGGAUCAAAGCGGACUAGGAAUUGCAAUUAGUGAAGAGAGUACCAAUGAUGGAGUAGUUAUCAAGAAUCUAACAGAAUAUGGAACAGCAUCAAAGGAUGGAAGGGUUAAGGUUGGGGAUCGAAUCUUGGCAGUGGAUGAUGAACCUGUUAUAGGUCACCCUAUAGAAAAGGUUAUAAGUUUGCUGAAGCAAUCAAAGAACACAGUUAAACUAACCAUCAGUUCGGACGAUGUGAAUCCGCAGCAGUCUCAGACACCACCUGCCAUUGCUGCUUCAAUAGAUCUUAAAAGCAUUCAGCCUCCUUCCACCCACAGUACUGCUACCUCACCUGAUCUAGAUUCCAGCAAUAAAGACUCGAGUAGAUCUUCAACACCUGUUUCAUCAACAUUGGAUAUGGCAUCCUGUCCGAUUAUCCCUGGACGAGAAACAACCAUUGAAAUUUCCAAAGGACGCACAGGACUUGGGCUUAGUAUUGUUGGCGGAGCAGACACCUUACUGGGUGCCAUAAUUAUUCACGAAGUGUAUGAAGAAGGAGCCGCGGCGAAAGAUGGCAGAUUGUGGGCUGGGGAUCAGAUACUGGAGGUUAAUGGAAUAGAUUUGAGAGUCGCCACUCAUGACGAAGCAAUAAAUGUUCUAAGACAAACUCCACAGAAAGUCAGUCUGACGGUCUACAGAGAUGAAGGCCAUUAUAAGGAGGAAGAUAUAUAUGACUUGCUGACUGUUGAAUUGCAAAAAAAACCAGGGAAAGGGCUUGGACUGAGUAUUGUUGGAAAAAGGAAUGACACUGGAGUUUUUGUGUCUGACAUUGUGAAGGGAGGAAUAGUAGAUCUAGAUGGAAAGCUGGUGCAAGGAGACCAGAUACUCUCUGUGAAUGGGGAAGAUGUUCGAAACUCGACCCAGGAAUCUGUUGCUGCUAUGUUGAAGUGUGCACGAGGCACAGUAAAAUUGGAGGUUGGAAGGUUGAAGGCUGGAUCGUUCCCAUCUGAUAGAAGAGGAUCUCAAAGUAGCCAGCUCAGUGAAGGGAGUAGUGGCGGUGGGCUGACCUCUUUCUGUUCAACUGCUUCUGGAUCUACUCAAGCUGAAGUAUAUGAAACUGGACACCGAAAACAUGCCUGGACCGAGAUUCAAGGGCUAAGGACAGUGGAGUUUACAAAGGGACCCACAGAUUCACUGGGAAUCAGCAUUGCAGGAGGAGUGGGCAGCCCUCUUGGAGAUGUUCCCAUUUUUAUUGCAAUGAUGCAGCCAAAUGGAGUAGCAGCCCAGACCCAGAAACUGCGGGUCGGAGACAGGAUUGUAAGUAUUUGUGGAAAACCUACAGAGGGAGUGACCCAUUCCCAAGCAGUCAACUUACUGAAAAAUGCUUCAGGACGUAUUGAAUUACAGGUUGUUGCAGGCGGUGACAUUAGUGUGAUAACCAAUCAGCAACAGGAACAUGCAGCAACUACCCUUUCCCUGUCAGGGCUGACAGCAAGCAGCAUCCUUCAUGAUGACCUAGCGCCUCCACAAUACAAGACAAUUACUUUAGACAGAGGUGCUGAUGGUCUAGGUUUCAGCAUUGUUGGUGGAUAUGGUAGUCCUCAUGGCGAUCUGCCUAUUUAUGUUAAAACAGUCUUUGCAAAGGGAGCAGCUGCAGAAGAUGGGCGCCUGAAACGUGGUGACCAAAUUAUCGCUGUCAAUGGGCAAAAUCUCGAGGGUGUUACCCAUGAAGAAGCCGUCAGUAUUCUGAAGCGUACAAAGGGGACAGUUACACUAACUGUACUCUCCUAAUGGGAGCUUUAAGUUGAACAAUGUGUUGAUUAUGACUUGUGUUGACCUAAUGGACAAGACAAAUAGAGGUUAUUUAGUUAAUAAAUCCAGUAAUCUUAUAUAGAGAAUGGAUCUUAUGAAAUGUACAUCUGCUGACAAUUAGUAACUUCAAGAGUUUUAUUAAAAUUAAAGAAUAUUGAAAAGAUCUUCAAGCUAUGCAACCAAUAUUAAUUUGGAAUUAAGACAAAGUGGAAAUUGAAAAAAAUUAAAAGCGUAGCAGACUCUUAAUAAAUUUGUGUAUUAUGUUCGGGAGAUUUAUUGUAGAAGAUAACAGUACUGCCUUCCCGCCAAAAGCAAGCUAUUUACAAUACUUUGUAGACAUGUUAUUUAUAAUUUGCUCUGAAACUUACAAUCAGGCUUUGUACUCCUUUUAAAUUUCUGUAUUUUUCUCCUUUAAAAUGGCUGCCCUGUAACUUAGCAUAAGGAACCACAGCAGCACAGGAGGAUUCAGAAUAGCCGAUAAGUAAAUAGCCAAUUUGUUUUCAAGAUGAAAAUGAAAUCUAGAAAAUAUUGAAACUGAGGUAAGAAAAUAAACUGUCAGUAAGGUUUGAGGUUGUUUUAAAAAAAAAAUCUGUAUUUUGAGGAAAUGUUUUACUUGUAAGUAGAUAUCUAGAUCCAAUUCUGGGAAAUAUGAAGUAAUAUUGUGUCCAAGACUGCUGCUGUUCAAGAAAAGUCAGCAGCUGCUACAAGGCUUUGGGCAAUGCACAGUAUUGAAUUUCAGUUCAGGUAGAAAUAUUCUGUUCUGUGAAGUCCGAUUUUGUUUUCACAGUUUGGAAUGGUAAUCCAGUAGAAUGGAUCAUGCCCUCUUUAUAAAACUUGUGCAGUAUUAAUCCUUUACAUUUUGAUGGAAUAGAAAUUGGGCAGAUUCUAUGAAAGCUGAUCCACUUUUCAAAAUUAUUACCACCCAAUGUGAAAUCAAACUCUCUAUGAAUUUAACUCAAAUAUAUUGCUGCUUUUUCUUUGCAACCAUCUAAUCAAAGUUCUUGACUUUAGUGCUUCAAGGGCACUGCUCCUUUGAUUCGCUACUUGUGAACAAAAAUUUAAAUGACAAUUGCCAGUAAGUUGGUCAGUUAAACCUGUGAAGCAGUAUACUACCAUUUUAUGAUAUUUUGUUUUCAUACAGUGUCUACUAUUGAACUUUAGUGUGUAAAAUCUUUUGAAAAGCAUCUAUUUUUUAACUUUAGUGUACAAACAUGUCUGUUAAUAGUAACUGA